CGCGCUCCGACGUGACUCUCGCCAGGGUAACAGGCGCUCGGGAUCAGGCUGGGAAAAGCUCCCUAGACCCGGUUUGAGGCGAUUUCCACGCGCGGGGGGGGCUCGGCACCGUACAUUUCAUUGGUGCAUGAAUGGAAAUUUAAAAGGUUUGUCAUUAAAUAUUGGUGAAAAUGGAAACAUCAUCUAUGCUUUCAUCUUUACAUGAUGAAUGCAGAUCAGAAAAUUACAUUGAACCUCAUUACAAGGAAUGGUAUCGUGUAGCUAUUGAUGCUUUAAUUGAAGGAGGUUUAGAAGCCUACCAAGAAUUUCUUUCCAAAGAGAGAUGUUCAGAGUUCCUAGCAGAAGAAGAAAUUAAUUACAUUUUGAACACUGUUCAGAAACUUCCUCAAAACACAAUUUAUUCCUCUGACAAUGCUGUUGAUGAUACCUCUUCUUCGGGUACUUAUUGGCCCAUUGAAUCUGAUGUGGAAGCUCCGAACCUUGACUUGGGCUGGCCCUAUCUGAUGCCUGGAAUGUCUGGAGGUACAAAUAUUGAUCUACUUUUUCAUCCACCACGAAUACAGCCUUUCACAAUAAAGGAAACUAUUAGGAAGAUGAUAAGAGAAGCAAGAAAGGUCAUUGCCAUAAUUAUGGAUAUGUUUACAGAUGUGGAUAUCUUCAGAGAAAUUGCAGAGGCAUCUACCAGAGGGAUUGCCGUGUAUAUUCUGCUUGAUGAGUUCAACUUCAGUCACUUUCUUAAAAUGACAGAAAAACAGGGCUUUCAAGUUCAGAGAUUCAGGAACAUGAGGGUGCGGACAGUAAAAGGACAAGAUUAUUAUUCCAAAUCAGGGGCAAAAUUCCAUGGAAAAAUGGAACAGAAAUUUCUUCUGGUUGACUGUAAGAAAGUCAUGUAUGGUACUUACAGCUUUAUGUGGUCAUUUGAAAAAACCAACCUCAGCAUGGUUCAAGUUAUCACAGGACAACUGGUUGAAUCCUUUGAUGAAGAGUUUAGGACACUGUAUGCUCGUUCCUCUGUUCCUAGUUCAUUUGCCCCAGAAUUAGUUAGGGUAAAUAGUCACAGGAUACUCUGGGAGAAUGGCACAUGCCAGCAUUCACAGUCUUCUUUAGCUUCAGUUUCCAGCCAACGAAACCUUUUUGGUAGGCAAGACAAGAUUCACAAACUAGAUCCCAUUUACUUGAAAACUCGAGGAAGAUAUGCAGGGAAUGAAAUAAAUACAUAUGGUUUGAGAAAUCAAACCUACAACAAACUACCCUUUCAUCCAGGUUUUAACAUGCAAAAUAAAAUUCAGCAGAAUCAACCAAGUGAACAAAAUGAGCAUUGGAAGAGACACAGUUAUGCUGGGGAAAACCCAGAAAGGACUCCUUAUUUUUUGCUACACAGAGCUAUUAAUCGGGCCAAUAAUCUAUCAAAUACUUGGAAGAUGCCAUCUGAUAGUCUUAGUAUUGUAUCUUCAUUAAAGGGAGGCUAUACAAACAACUGCAAUGCACCCCAACAGAGUUUUGCUGAUCGGUUUUCACAGCCAAAGAUAAAUGUUGCAGAAAGAAAUUCAGUUGUACGGAGGUCUUUCAAUGGAACAGAUAAUCAUAUCCGCUAUCUGCAGCAGAGGAUGCCAACCCUUGAACACACUACAAAAUCAUUUCUCCGUAACUGGCGAAUUGAAUCAUACUUAAAUGAUCAGUCAGAUUCUGCUGCAGAUUGCAGUGGAUCAGCAGUCGGUGAUAGGUAUGAGGGCUAUGACACUGCAGAAAAUAUUAAAGCUCAUGCCCUUUAUUCUCAUUCUCGCAUGAGGUCGUCAUUAGCUUUUAAGCCAACUUUGCCAGAACAGCAGGAAGUAAGCAGCUGUACAAGUUCUUCAAAUUCAACUAUUGUUGGUUCAGAGGAAAGUGAAACACCUAAAGGGACACCCAAUCAUAUCCCAAUUGUGAAAAAUGUGACCGACAAAGAAUCAUCAGAUGUCAGCACUAAUGUCCCACCUGAUUCAGAUGAACCAAAAAAAUCUGGAAUACAGGUUGCAGAAAACAAAAAACCUAUUGUAUAUCCAAAUGCCGCUCAGGACCCAUCUAUCUACAUGUACACAGCCUUCUAUGCAAACAGACCAGCGGAAAAUGUGAAGAACCACCAAAAUGAGAAUAUACUAAAAAGGCGAAGUUUCCCUAUGUUUGACAACUUCAAGUCCACUUUGGAUCAUGGUGUCAACAAACAGGCAUCCAGCUAUGUGUACAGCACAUUGACUAGGCAGAGACUUAAGCAGCCAGAAAAUCUAAAGCCCCCAGAGGGUGCAAUAAAAAACUCUAAAAGCUUUCACAGUGUGACCAACCACAUAGAACAUGAAGAUAAAAAUCUUGAAGAAGAAUCAAAGAGCCCCACUACCACUAAGGCCAUCUCUGUGGCUGCUCUAGCUGAAGACAGCAAAGAGGAACCUAGCAAAGAAUGUACUUUAAAGAAAGAAAAUAAGAAUUCUCCAAGUUUCCUGAAAAAGGGAUCCCAGAAACUGAGGUCAUUGCUGAAUCUCACACAAGACAAGAAGGAAAACUUGUCAAAAAACAAAGCUCCUGUGUUUUAUAGAAUGUGCAGCAGUUCUGACACGCUGGCUUCUGAAGGCGAAGAGACUCAAAAGCCAAAAAUAUCUGAGACUAAGGCUGAUUCCUCUCCAAGAAAAAAGAGGACCACAUCAUCCAAUUCACAAGGCAGCUUGCAUAAAAGUAAAGAGGAUGUCACUGUGAGCCCACCAAAGUCUCCCAAGCCUCCAAAGUCUCCCAAGCCUCCAAAGUCUCCAAAACCUCCAUUUGAUGAAAGCAGUAAAAAGUGCCCUACUUUAUGCCCCCCUGAAAAGUUCUUAGAAACUCUAGGAGAUGCAUCCACUCCAAGAUUUAAUACUGAACAGAUCCAGUACCAAGAGGUGAAAAAAGCUGUAACUAAUGCUACCCAGGAAACCGCACCUGUUUCUAGUUCUCCACAAAGAGUAAGCACAAUGACAUCCCAACCUGGAAACUCAAAGAACAAAGAGGAGUUAUUAAGAUCUCGUUUGAGUGAAAGACGUGUUUAUAGUCGCUUUGAGCCGUUCUUGAAGAUGGAGAGCUCUGGUCAGCCAGCAAGAAAUACACCCAAGAGCAGUACACACCUCCCAGAAAAAGAAAGCAAAACCUUAGAGAAUAACUGUGCAAGGGGCAAUCAGGUGGCUCAUUAUAACUCGACUGCAUACCAUCCAUUACAGCCAAAUGAAAACAAGCUUCGAGGAUUUAUGCAAAAGUUUGGAAACUUACUGUACAAAAACAAGUAACACCCAUGUAGUAUAACACCAUAUGAGAACUGUGUGAAAAAUAGCAAAGGCAGCAGGACUGUAAGUAUUUAACUGACUUAGACUGAUGGGCAGGCCUGUAAAGUUUACAAGGGUUUCUUCAGGGGUUAGAACUUUGGAAUUGAUGUAUAUGUUUUUAUGUAAUAAAC
Gopherus flavomarginatus (Mexican gopher tortoise) is the source of this 3448-nucleotide messenger RNA. RefSeq names its product family with sequence similarity 83 member B (gene SACK1B). NCBI's taxonomy places the organism in Eukaryota, Metazoa, Chordata, Testudines, Testudinidae. The transcript is spliced from 5 exons. The coding region runs from base 171 to 3281 and encodes 1036 amino acids. Gene Ontology annotation, biological process: epidermal growth factor receptor signaling pathway. The record is from RefSeq and is a predicted model, not a curated record. Gene Ontology annotation, cellular component: cytoplasm; membrane.